GCUCCCUCUCUCUCUUUCUCUCUUCAUCGCCCCUUUUCCUUCCACCCUUUUUCCCCUACGCUUAUAGCCCCAAACACCUCAGCUUCUCCAUCAAACAAAAAUGUAUUCUCGAGAAAAACUAUGCAGAAACCAAACCCAAAAGUCAAGAAAAAACGACAAAAAUCCGCCUUCUUUCUCCUCCACUCUCCUCGACGAAAUCUACCGCUCAAUCGACGCCAAUGCCGACAACAGAGAAGCCGCGAGAACAUCCCUCGUCGAGAAAUGGAUGGAGAAGGAGAGAGCCGCCGCCGCAAUGAGAAGAAAAAAUCAAGAACAUGUCCACGAAAACGACGUCGUUUUCUUCAGCUCCACGUCGUCGUCUUCCGACAGCUCUGGCGCCCUCUCCUCUUCCGACACCGAGUUUUUUGCCUCGGCCACCCGGUCCAAGGCGAAGCUCUCCUGCUUCACCACCCGGCCGAAACCGGUCCGGACCGGACCGGCCGAGGAUGAUUUGAUCAAGUCCAAAUCGAGGGCGUUGAAGAUUUAUGCGAAUUUGAAGAAAGUUAAGCAGCCGAUUUCUCCCGGUGGGAGGCUCACUACCUUUAUUAAUUCGCUCUUUAGCAAUGCAAGUGGGAAGAAGAUCGAAUCCCGAGACGAUAAGUCGUUGUCGUCGUCGACGGCGUGCUCGUCGGCGUCAUCGUACUCGCGGUCGUGUUUGAGCAAGUAUUCGCCUCGGGAGAAGACGAGGGACGGGGAGCGGAGAAGAGUGAGGUUUGAACCGGUCAAUGAAGAAGUCGUUGACCGGCACAAAAAUUUGGGUAGUGGGGAUUCGGGCCGGUUCGGGCGGCCUCCACUACCCCCGAUCGAGUUGAAGGUGGGCAAGAAGGCCGAGUUUAUUGCAAAAAGACAAAAUACUAAAAGAGUUGAUGUUUUAUGUACUGAUGAUGAAGAGGAUUGUCUUAGUGAUUCGAGUUCAGACUUGUUUGAGCUCGACCACCUAGCGUUUUUCGGGAGUAAUAGGUAUAGUGAGGAGCUGCCCGUGUACGAGACUACUCAUUUCGAUACGAAUUGCGCUAUUGCUAGUCGUCUCUCCCGGUGAUUAAGUUCAUUAAGGAGGAAUAAGAUGUUAUGAUGUUUUUUUAUUUAAUUUUAUAUUGUUUGGGACUAA
Messenger RNA from Salvia hispanica, 1147 nucleotides. Its product is annotated as protein BIG GRAIN 1-like B. The record is from RefSeq and is a predicted model, not a curated record. Gene Ontology annotation, biological process: auxin-activated signaling pathway. NCBI's taxonomy places the organism in Eukaryota, Viridiplantae, Streptophyta, Magnoliopsida, Lamiales, Lamiaceae.